CGGCGCGGGCAGCGGAGCGGCGGCGGCGGCGGCGGCGGCAGCGCUCGGCGCGGGGCAGAUGAGGAGCGCGGCGAAGGGGGCCGGACGGACAGGCCAUGCUGCCCCCUCCCCCGACCCCGCUCGGGCGGGCGGGCGGGGACGGCCGAGGGGAGGGCCCGCCGGGGGCCGACCUGCCGGCUCCUCCCCCCGCCGCCCUGCGCGCAUAAAGCCCCGCGCUCGCCCGCGCGCCCGCGGAGGCGGCGGCGUCCGGACCCCGCUCCCGCCGGGCUCCCGGGUCCCCGAGGGCGCGAGAGACCCCGAAUCCCGAGGCGGGCCGGGACCAGGGCGCGGCCGCACCCCCCACCCAGCCCAGCGCGGGGCCGGGCCGUGGGAACGCCCUCCCGGAAUGAAGCGCUUCCCGGUGCCUUCAAGAGUUCUAAGCCCAACCCCAUCGGAUUGGAAGAACCUAAGCCGCCUACCCACUGCGUUUGGAGUUACUUCUCUCAGUCCGCCUCAGUUUGAGAUUUACUCCCCAUGCAGGCAACCGCCUUCACUUCUCCUUUCUCCUCCCUACGCCUCCAUCCCCGGGUCUCUGAGAUCCCCUCCCGCACUUUCACCUAACGCUCCUGGGAGCCACCUCACCCUCCCCGAAAACUACUUCCCUCCAGCCAGGGAACUCUAACAUCCAUUCCAGAUCACCCGCGGAGCCAGGGGCCACCCUCCCUAACCCCACCUCACCACAUCCAUCUCCUCUCAAUUCCCUGGCUGAGACCAGCCAAGAAAGGGUCAAAGCUGGAGGCUAAGACAGCCACUCCCCCCACAUCCCCAUCCCUGCUGGGGAUCUCAGUGCCACACUAGCCCCUCCCUCCCAACUCACCUCCCAGUCCUGCCCCCUUCCCCACCUUAAAUCCACCCCGUAUAACCCAGUGACAACACUCGAUGGCAAGUGCUGCUCACCUUGACAUCCAUCGUUCAGUCCGCCACAUUUUAUUAAUGUGUGCAGCAGUUCUGGGCGGCAUAACCUUGACCUCUGAAAAGGUGCCCAUCCCCCUCCUCUCAGUACACCUUCCCUCCCGCCCACCCCAACCACCGCGCGUAUAAGAACGUGAGAGACUCAAGUUAAUGGUUUCCUUGGGGACCUUCUGGGAACACUCAGCAGGUAUAUCCUGCCACCCUGGGCGCAUAACACUAGAAACAAACUUGCUUUUUCCUGUUUUUUAUUGUCCUACUCACCCCACAGUUUCUCAGCAUCCCCUGGACUGGGGGGGGGGGGUGGGUAGGGAGCAGCUCACACAGGUUUUUCUCACCAUCUCAAUCCAAAUUGGACUAUCUGGUGUGUUCUGAGAGUGACACAGAUGAAGGUCAGCAGGUGGAAAAUCCGGUGUCAGGGAACUGGCUAUUCCUAGUCUAAACUUCGGUUCCUUGUGUGUAAAAUGGGGCCAAUGGGGAGGUGCAGGGCGAGGGAAGGAGCCCAAGUGAGAAUUGAUUUGUGUGCUGAUGCUGUUGGACAGGUGGCUUGGGGAGCGGGGUAGGAAAUAGGAAAGGGUCAUUUAUUUAGAGCCAGCCAAGCCUCCGUAAGUAGUACAUUGA
Molecule: messenger RNA, 1569 nt
Organism: Neofelis nebulosa (Clouded leopard)
Lineage: Eukaryota; Metazoa; Chordata; Mammalia; Carnivora; Felidae
Product: basic salivary proline-rich protein 1-like
Exons: 2
Coding region: 59-661 (200 amino acids)
Source: RefSeq, a predicted model, not a curated record